Messenger RNA from Diuraphis noxia (Russian wheat aphid), 976 nucleotides. Its product is annotated as leucine zipper transcription factor-like protein 1. The record is from RefSeq and is a predicted model, not a curated record. Gene Ontology annotation, biological process: negative regulation of protein localization to cilium. NCBI's taxonomy places the organism in Eukaryota, Metazoa, Arthropoda, Insecta, Hemiptera, Aphididae. Gene Ontology annotation, cellular component: cytoplasm.
AUGGGUCACCAAAAAAAACAAUCUAUUAUAUUAAUUAAAAAAGCGUUUGAAGAAGUCUUCAAAACAAAUUUAUUAGAUGAAACAUACACAAAAGAAGAAGUUAAGAAUAUAUUAAACAGUUUAGAAAGAACAAUAACAAAUGAAAUAAAGGGUGAAUUAUCUGCAUAUACAAACACCAAUCUCCUAAUGAUGUAUCAAUUUUUUCAACAAGCUGAAAAAUGGCAUUUAAGGCUCAAUGUAGAUAUAUCUGAAAUGCAAAACAAAGAAUUGUUACAAGCGAUGGAAAAAAUAGAAAUUAGUAAUAAUAUAAUGAACCGAACAUUGGAAAAAAAGAAGCUUUUAAAUACUUCUGAUUACAUUACUAAUGAUUUUGCUGAAGUGUUGCAAAAAAGAUUAAAUCAACUAGAAUCACACAAUUCCAAAUUGGAAGCAGAUUUGAAAACUUUAGAAGACAACUGUAAUAAAUUGAAAAAUGAAAAAGAAGCUUUGAAAUUACGAAUCGAAAUAGAAGACAAACAAGAAGACCCACAAAAAAAUUUAGUUGAAAUUGAAGUACAGACUCAAAAUACAUUUGAUGAUAAUUCUAUCAAUCAUGAUGAAUGUAAAACAACAGCAAAUCAAUUAAGAAAUGAAUUAAUGAUUGCUCAAUCACAAUUAACAUUAACAAAUUUGGAAUUGGACAGAAAAUUUAAUGAUACUGCUGCAUACAUUAAUAUGAAGAAUAUAAUAACCAAAAAAAACGAACAAGUUCGAGAGCUAAGAGAUCGGUUGCUUAUUUACGAGAAAGAAGAUGACAACCAAGAUAAUGUUGUAUGAUCGAAAUUACAAUUAGCUUAUAACGUAGGCUAUAGUAAAUAAUUUAAAGAAAUUUAUUUAAAAAUGUUCAAUUACAUAGUACUGCAGUAAACUCAUUAUUUUGUUGGCCCAGUGGCGUGCGAUCAGAUCAAGCGGUGAUAGGGCAAAACCMGGCAGAAGU